CCAGAGGGAUACAGACACGCAUAGCGAAUAUUACAGAGAGCAGCCAUUACCAACACGGACAUCUACAGUAAACUGGUUAUCACCCAUUCUUCUUUUUGUCGUGUAUGUUGAGGAAAUACAAAGGAUUUUCUUCUGCUUACAUUGGGACAGCAGUGGGAUUCGUGCUUGAUGGAAAUGCCUGACAGAACAAUGAGGUGGCAAGUGCUGUUGUUUAUCUACAUCAUUUCUCUGACUUCAGUGCUCGGGCAGGUCAGUUAUUCCAUACCCGAGGAAAUGGCUAAAGGCUCAUUAAUCGGUAACAUCGCUCAGGAUUUAGGUUUGGACCGAAAAAGACUUACCUCGGGCAACGCUCGGAUUUUUACAGGAGACAGCGCAGAGUACAUCGAGCUGAACAGAGAACGAGGGGUCCUUCUUAUCAAAGAGAAAAUAGACAGAGAAGCACUCUGUGCACAGACGACGCCCUGCGCGUUGCAUUUCCAGGUUAUUUUAGAAAAUCCCAUGGAGUUCUACACUGUUAUUGUCGAAAUAAAAGACAUAAAUGACAACACACCGAUGUUUGAAAAAUCUGACAUGAAAUUUAAAAUAAGUGAGUCUGCCGUAAUAGGAGCCAAAUUCUUGUUAGAGAGGGCAAUAGAUCCCGAUGUUGGCUUAAAUAGUCUACAGAGUUACUUUCUGACAAAAACCGACAAUUUUGCACUAAAAUUGAAAGAUCAGCCUGAUGGAGAAAAGAUAGUUGAAAUGGUUUUACAAAAAUCACUUGAUAGAGAAAAACAAGAGGAGAUAUUUUUAGUGUUGACUGCUGUUGAUGGAGGGCAACCAAACCUGUCUGGUACAGCACAGAUACAUGUCACAGUUUUGGACGUAAAUGACAAUGCACCAGUUUUUACUAAGACGAUAUAUAAAGCUGCAAUAUCUGAAAACUCACCUAAAGGGACCGUAAUAACCAGAGUCAGUGCUUCAGAUGCGGAUAAAGGAUCAAAUUCAAAGAUAUCUUAUUCGAUAUCUAACGCUGCAGCAGAUGUUAGGAACAUGUUUGAGAUUAAUGAAAUAAAUGGGGAUUUGAUCUCGAAAAGUGCUGUAGAUUAUGAAAGGGCACGAAACUAUCAAAUACACGUGCAAGCCAGUGAUGAAGGAGGGCUUACAGAUUCAUGUAAGGUAACUGUAGAAGUGAUCGAUGUUAAUGAUAACAAGCCAGUUAUAAAUAUAAUGUCACAAACUAAUGUAAUUCUCGAGGACUCUAAACCAGCAACAGUCGUGACUAUGGUCAAUGUUCAGGACUUAGACUCGGGAGAUAAUGGCAAAGUUCAUUGUACAAUGAAUGAAAACAUUCCUUUUACAUUAAAACCGACAUCGAGUAAUUUCUUUAACCUUCUAACAGACAGUGAUUUAGACAGAGAGGUAGCCUCUGAGUAUAACAUCACAGUGACGUGUUCUGAUGAGGGAGUGCCCUCUCUCUCCAGCAGCGUCACUCUCACCUUACAGAUCUCUGAUGUGAAUGACAACGCGCCUGUCUUUGAGAGGAGCUCAUAUGAGGCCUACAUUGUAGAAAACAACACACCAGGCAUCUCUGUAUUCACAGUAAAAGCCAGAGACGCUGACUGGAACCAGAAUGCCCGUGUUUCUUACAUCCUGGAGGACUCCUCUGUUAACGGAGUAGCAAUCUCCUCAUAUGUUUCCGUCAGUGCUGAUAGUGGAGUCAUCCAUGUAGUGCGCUCUUUUGACUACGAGCAGAUCAAAGACUUCCAGUUCCGCGUCAGAGCGCAGGAUGGAGGCUCCCCUCCACUCAGCAGCAACGUGACAGUCAAAAUAGUGAUCCAGGACCAGAACGACAACCCCCCUCAGGUCCUGUACCCAGUCCAGACUGGUGGAUCAGUGGUGGCUGAGAUGGUGCCUCGUGCAGCAGAUGUGGGCUACCUGGUGACUAAAGUGGUGGCUGUUGAUGUGGACUCUGGACAGAAUGCCUGGCUCUCGUAUAAACUGCAGAAAGCCACAGACAGGGCGCUGUUUGAAGUGGGCUUACAGAAUGGAGAAAUCAGAACUAUCCGCCAAGUGAAUGAUAAAGAUGCUGUGAAACAAAGACUGAGUAUAGUGGAGGACAACGGGCAGCCGUCUCGUUCAGCUGCAGUCAUUGUUAGUGCGGUGGCGGACAGCUUCCCUGGUCUGUCUGAGUUCACUGACUUUACACACGACAAGGAGUACAAUGACAACCUGACUUUUUACUUAGUGCUGGCUUUGGCUGUAGUGUCCUUCCUCUUCAUCACGUGUGUAGUGGUUAUUAUAUCAGUGAAAAUCUAC
This is a messenger RNA of Labrus bergylta (ballan wrasse), 2295 nucleotides long. The record is from RefSeq and is a predicted model, not a curated record. NCBI's taxonomy places the organism in Eukaryota, Metazoa, Chordata, Actinopteri, Labriformes, Labridae.